GAAAAAGACUUCGAACGUCGAAUUGUAGUGUUAGCGGAAAAAUAAACUCAAUGCACUUUUUAAUCCAACUUUAAAAAAUAGUGAAUUAAAAUAAGUUGUGAAAAAUAAAUACUUGCAAAAGUUACUUACAGUGUCAAAUAAUUAAUUAAGUUAUAUUUCAAAUCAGUGUGUAAAGCGUAAAGUUGAUAAUUCAGUGAAAAAAUAAUACGGCUUGCAAUCGAAGUAUGAAAGAAGGUGUGAAAAUCAAUAACAAAGCAAAAUCGGGAAAAAGUGCAUUUCUACUGGAGCGAAUUGGUUAGUUGUUACAAUUGGAUAGUGUUUGUUUCAAAGCAAUACGUUCAGUGUUAAUUCAUAACUAAUUGGAAUAUAUUGAAUCCUAAUAGGAAUGUACAAAGUGUGUAGUUAAUUUAAGUCUUCGAUGUGCGGAUAAGUCAAGAUUAGCUAACGCGUCUUUCAAUCCGGUACGGGCGUUGGUAUGAGUAUUCUUUUAAUGAGAACAAGCAGUCCAUGAGUUUGGUUAUUUCAUUGUGUUUCAACAAUACUUUUGUUGUUUUUCACAAUGUUCAUUGCGUCCCGGCUUCCGUGAUGUGAAUUCAUUAUUUUUCAUUUCCCCUAUGUAUUUGAAUGUAUAUAAAAGUUUAAUGACGGUGCUUUGUUGCGUUGCAUUGAAUUGUUUUCCAGCUAAAGAAACGUAGAUAUUACCUUUACUUUAAAAUUUUUAUUAGAAGUUAAAAAAAGCGAAAAGCACAAUUUAUGUAAUAAACAAAAAGCCAACAAAAUCAAAGUGAUUUGACCAAAGCGUCACAGUCUUAAAAGCAAAACUGUAAAUAAGGUCAAAGCAGAACCACCAACUUGUUUUGCUUAGUGGACGAACAAAUGAAGUGGUGAUUCAUUGUCGUCUAGUCGCACUAAACUACAACGAACGUUUAUAUUAUUCAUACGCUACGAAACUGGGUAAAAAACAGGCAGCGUGUCAACCAGUAACAAAAACGGCUAGUGGUCCGGUGUACUUUAUACAAUAUUACGACAUAAAACAACAAACUUUUGCAAGAUUCUGGUAUUGCGGCCACUUCUUUUGAUUUUUGUGUGUAAACUCACUGCUGUAAAGACUUCAGUUACCACAUUCAUACAAUAUGGACGUUGCAUCGCGAGGAGUUUCCGCCAUUGUUGAGUAUGAUUACGAGGCCAAGGAACCCGAUGAGCUGGACUUAGUCAAAGGCGCGCUCAUACACAACAUUAAACAGAUGCCAGGCGGCUGGUGGGAAGGCACACUGCAAUCCAACGGCAAAAUCGGCAUGUUUCCGGAUAAUUUCGUGCGGAUUAUUGAUAACAGCGACGAAAAUAAAAUCACAAUGAGAGAGAAGUCCGCAACAGCCAAUCGCCGCUGUAAAGUCAUCUUCAGCUACACACAAGUCAAUGACGACGAACUGUCGCUGGCCGUGGGUGAUGUCAUUGAAUUCCUUGGGGAGGUCGAGGAAGGCUGGUGGCGUGGACGUUUAAAAAGCAAAGUCGGCGUAUUUCCAUCAAAUUUCGUUACCGUUAUUGAGCCAUCACCUAUUUUUGCCAGUAAGCGACCAGCAGUCGGUCCUGGUGCUGCCACAUCAAUAGCUGCAAAAUCAGCGGUGACCACAACAACAGCAUCUGUCGAGAAGUCGACAGUCGGCGCCAGUAGUUCCAUAACGUCAAGCACAAGCACUGCAACCGCCACCAGUUCAACAACGAAGAAAAUGAAUCGCAUUAGUUUUCACAGUUCCAAAGAGGAUCUAUUGAAUAGCAGUAGUGUUAGUAGUAAUUCCGGCGCGACAAGCACAAGUAAUGUCGCUGUGGAUGAGAUUGCGCCAUCGUUGCCACCGAAACCGCAACGGGAAUACUGUCGCGUUGAGUUCCCGUAUACGCCACAAAAUGACGAUGAGCUGGAGUUGAAAGUUGGCGAAAUCAUCACCAUCAUCAGCAUGGAAUUGCCGGAUAAAGGCUGGUGGAAGGGUGAACUGCAUGGCAAAGUUGGUGUAUUUCCUGAUAAUUUCGUUAAACUGCUAGAAGCCGAUGCAGUGCCGGAAAGAUCAUCCAUUGAAAUUUUAGGCUCGCGCAUGGCCAACUUUAUCAAUACGUUCAUUUUUACAUCGCUGAGCGACUCACAACAUCCACAGCGUACUGCCAAAGCAACAAAUGCUACAGCCACCGCCAACGCUAACACAGCACAACAGUUAAAAUCAGCCACCGGUGCGGCAGCCACAUCGGCGGCAGCACACAGCACAGCUGCCACAUCGAAGGUGUUCAUCAAGAAGUCGGGCAGUAAUUCGUCGACGCAAAGUUCAAAUCGUAAGGACAGUUUCGGCUCAUAUGAUUCACUCAACGAUAUACUCUCUGAAACAGGCUUGCAGAGCGGCAAUGUUGCCGCACAACGCAAAUCGUUGGAGAAUAAAAAUCUAGAUUUGACGGCGAAUGCGGCGGACGCCAGCAGCCGCUUGGCAUUGAAAAAGCAACAAUUACAGCAGCAGCAGCAGCAGCAACAGCAACACUCACAGGAGACAAAGACCAUAUUGACAAAUAACGGUAGCAUUACAACAACGACCACAACAACAAGCAGCAUGUCGUCGAGCUCCGCCGCAGUCACAAAUGAAUUGCGCAAGAGCUUGGAGAGCCUGGAUGAGAAGACGAAGACACCACCGCCAGUGCUGACGAAGAAGCCCACCGUGACCACGAAGAAGCCAUCGAGCGUUUCGGGUGUUGCUAGCAAUCUUUUCGGUUUUGGCAAGCAAAAGACGAAAGGCACCGACAGCAAACUCACCACAGCUGCUUCACAAGACUUUGCCGACGGCAUGGGCAGCAGCAAGAUGUCGGCGAGUAGCCAUGGCGAGGCGGUAGUGAUGCGCCGCGCCGCCACUAUAGCGGUUGAAGACUCCGAUUUCGAUCGGCUAGAACGCGCCUCCAUAUUACCCGACAUGCGCGCGGGUCGUGUAAAGGCGCCCAAGCGGAGACCACCUUCGGCAGCCAUCAAUAUUAUCGGCGAAAGCAAUAAUAACAACACAAUUUACCUCAAUGGUAGUAGCAGCGGUGGUGGUGCAUCCGGUGGCGAACUCUCACAAGAAGAAGGCAAACUACACUCCUCCGAUGAUAAUUCCACCGGCGAGGAGCCCUUGGCCAAACCGAAACCACGCGAAUGGGAAAAGAAAAAGGCACCUUGGAUGGAGGAGCUGAAAGCAACGCAAGUGAAAAAGAAGACAUCACCCAGUGUAGAACCACGCACGCAAGCGCCCACUAGCGCGUCAGCCGACCGCACAUCACGCCUACUUGGCGAUGAUGUCAAAGUGACGAAUAGCAGUCACAACUUUGCCAGCUCCACCGCCAACACGGCCAGCGCAAGUCACAGUAGCAGCAGUCACAGUAGUAGCAGCAACACAGCCAGUAGCUCCAGCACCACCACCACAAAAGUACAGUCAUCCUCCUCGGUUACGUCGAGCGUCAUGCAGCAAUCGAUGACUGUCGAGAGUAGUCAACAACUAUUGAAGAAGGAAUUAAAUUCAAAUACUAUUGCUGACAUCAUGACCAAGAGUAUGAGCAAUAAAUUCACCACUGACUCAUCACUAACGGCUGCGACGACAGCAGCACCGAGCGCCGUCGAAGAUGUGCGCAUACGACCUAACAGCCUUUCGAUACGCAAUCGCAGUAUGUCACCUUCGCUGUUAGACAGUGGCAGUAGUGGUGGUGGUGCGCGCACAACGGCAAUGAAGAGCAACACUACUCCAGCACCGACAGUUGUCAGUGAGCCCAGCUCCAAUGGCAUCGCUCCUUCAGCCGCUACAAGCGCAACUCUAGCGGCGGCAACCACGGCAGCGACAGCGGCGUCCAGCCAAAAUUCAAUCGGUGCUAAUAAUCAUUAUCAGCCGCGUACCAGCAACACUGCGGCGCCUGUAGGCGGUGAUAAUACGCGUAUAGGCGAACUGGAGCGGCGUGUGGGCAAAUUAGAGCUGACGGUGGUGUCACAACAGCGUACCAUCGAUGAGCUGAUGCGCUUGCUGCGCGAGGAGACGGAUCGUGUGAAGGUUCUACGCGGCGAACUGGACAAAUAUGCGCAACAACAACAGGCAACACGUCGGGGCAAAUUCGAUAAUUGGAUGUUUUAAAACGCGUUGCGCUUUUCGUUGGAAUAUUUGCUUAAGUAAUUGUGCUGAAAGGGUGUGACCUACAAUAAUACUGAAUGUAAAUGUUUGAAAUAAAACACUUUCAGUUUAAAUGUUAAAUUCUUAUUUUUAUUUAUUCUAACUAUAUAGGAACAAUGUAAGACAUUAUUAUGAAUAAUAUUAAUACCAAAGUUCAAAGUAAUAAAAGUACGAUUUAUUUGUAAUCUAUUUGAAUUAAUUAAAUAGUUCUGACAAUCUGUUAACUUAAAAAACAAAAACAAAAUAUUACAGUAGCUAUUUAAAGUGGAGUUAAAAACUAUUACAGCAAUUAUGAAAUAUAUAUUUUUUAUUAAAAUCUGUUUUUAGAAAUAAAAACAUAAAAUAAUUACACGUUUAAAGAGGGUUUAAUCUUAAAAAAUAUAAUAUACAUUACUGAAAGUUAUACAUACAGGAAUAUUUAUUAAAAAUACAAACAAUAAAAGCUGAUUAAUUAAAUUUUCGCCCAAAAUAUUGUAAACAUGAUUUAUGAUGAGUUCGCAAAUAAACUAUUCAAAUAUUGAUACAUUAAUAUGGAUGGGAAAUUGCUUGCCAAAUUUUCAAUAUGUAGAUAGAUUCAGAAAAUUAUAAGGCUCCUAUAUAAGUUUGCUUUUUAAGUUGAGUUUUGAUCAUUUACUAUAACCCGUUCUCCAGCAAGAGGUCAUAACAAGGACACUCAAAAUGUUUUCCCAUCACAAACCCGGUUAUAUUUCACAAGUUCUCAGGAUUCGUUCAUAAUUAGUCAGCAGGAAAAUAAAUAUUGGGCAGAAACUUAGAUGCUGAAAUCUUAAAGUCUUAUUAUCUUAUUUAAAGACUAAACCAAGUGACCAAUCUAACUCUAAAUCUCUCAAUCUAACUCGCGAAUGAAUUUCAUCAAUAAUAUCAUUCCUAUUUCAGUUUAGUUAGCAAAUAUAAGGAAUGCACACUACAAGGCAUAAAAUUCUUAUAAGUAAUAUACUACUACGAGUAUAAGCAAAAAAUUGUAAGAAUUUGUUCAUAAUUUUCAAAUUAGGUUAUUCGUACAAAUCUAUGUUGUCCACCUCAAAGUAAUCCCAAUUGACCCCAACACACUUGUGCAAACGUUUUUUCAAAACCUAAAAACAGUUGUUAAAGUCAAUUUGCGGAAUAGCCUUCCCUGCGCGUAGCGAUUCACUUUUAAUGUCUUCAAUUGACUAAAAACGGUUUCCCAGGAGAGGUCGUUUGAAUUUGAUGAAUAGAAUCAGGCGAAUACGUUGGUUGCGGCGGCACGAUAUUGGUUGAAAAUUUGUUGAAAAACUCAGGAAGUAUUAAUGCAGUAUGCGAAUGUACAUUAUAGUGGUGCAAUAACCAAGAGUUGUCGGUCCAUAAAUCCGGCCGCAUUUAAGAAUAGCUUCACGCAAAGAACGCACAACACUCAAAUAGUAUUUCUUGCUGACUGUUGGCCGGUCGGAAUGAACUCGGAGUGCAUAACACCUCGAUAACUGAAGAAAACUGUCAACGUAACCUUAACUUUUGACUGUUUUGACGUGAUUUUUUCGGCUUCAGCUCACCUUUGCCACGAUCUUCGGCCGAUUGAUCGUCUGUUUCCGUGACGUAAGCAUAUAUCCAAUAGUUAUCGCCAGUAACAAUACUUUUUAUUACAUCCUGGUAGUUGGAAAGCAUUGUUUCAAAGACGUUAACGCGACGCUGUAUUUCGAAAAAAUUGUGUUAUUUUGGAACCAAUAGUGCUUUCACAUUUCUUAGGCCUAAAUGGUUUUCACUAAUCCUUCCGAUAUUCUAACGAUGCCAGUUAUAUCUCUGACUGUUAAUAGUGUUAAUUCAAGCAAAAUCAAUUCCUUUAUUUUAUUGAAGUGUUGGUCAUUACUUGAUGUUGAUGGCCGUACUGGACGUGGUUCAUCGCGGUCUCAUCCCUCUUUGAAUAUUUUGUACCAAUCUAAAACACUUGAUCGCGACAAACCAUUAUCAAAGAAGGCAUUUUUCAAUGUUCUGAAUGUUUCGGAAUCAGAAAUUUUAUUCCCCACAAAUUUUAAUGGAACUUCUUUGUUGAAUAAUUCCACUCAUCGUAAAAAUUGCCGAAUGCACUUUAUGUAAUUCAGUUUCGGAAAAUUUUUUGCCCAAAAAUAGCUUAAGCUUUGUUAAGAGUCGUGCCUAUAAACUGAAAAUUGGGGAAAAUUUGUUGUGAACGAGCCUUCAUUUUUUUUUGUUAGGUUGGCAGGACAUCUGUUAAACAAUUCAAUAACCUUACAGUCAUUGAACAAGCAACAUCAUAUUUUUUCGUGUGGAAAAUGUCAAAUUUUGUACCAAAAAGAAAAUUGUGACAAAAAAGCACCCGGAAAUUGCUAUUAAAUUCUCCAGGUAAAUGAUAUUUCAAAAAAAAACAGAAAUGUAUUUUACCAAUGUGGUAAGACUGUCCUUAAUUGUUAUGCCAAAUAUGAGCGCGAUCUGUCAAGCAGUCGUUCUGGACGACCUUCGACAUUUUCAACUAAUGAAUAUA
Molecule: messenger RNA, 6630 nt
Organism: Bactrocera tryoni
Lineage: Eukaryota; Metazoa; Arthropoda; Insecta; Diptera; Tephritidae
Gene: cindr
Product: serine-rich adhesin for platelets
Exons: 8
Coding region: 1134-4124 (996 amino acids)
Molecular function (GO): protein binding
Source: RefSeq, a predicted model, not a curated record